AUGAUGAAUUUAGAUGAAAUUUUCCUAUUACCCGAUUUAACAUUAUCACAAACAUUUGAACAAUUUGAACAAGAAAUAAAUGAAUGGAAAGAAAAACAGAUUAAUAAAAUAGAAAUUAUUUCCAAUGAAUCAAUAUUAAAAGUUCGUGAAUUUUAUCAAAAAUCAUUAAAUAAUUUUGAACAAUCGAAAACAAAAUUAAUGGAUGAAUUUAAUAAAUUGGUUGAUGAAUGUUCAUUAUUUACAAAUGAUGAACUUGAUAUGUAUUUAAAACGUCUUUUAAAAAAUAUUGAUAAACUAAAAAAUGUAAAACCAAUUCAACUGCGUAAAUCAGAGUUUUUAAUUGAUAUCAAUUUUCAGCCGAUUAUAAUAUCAGAAUGGGCCAAUCCUUUUAAAAUAAAUUUUUCUCAAUCAACUGUUCAUGCACAUACAUAUUUAGAUUAUAAAAAUCGAAUGAUGACUGGUCAAUGGAUAUGGGAUCGACAACCAGAUGAACAUCAAAAGUCAAGUGCACUUAAAGUUGCUGAUAUUAAUGGACAAUUAGUUUCAUUUGAUAAUCGACGAUUACUUGCUGCACAAGAAUUACAUUUGAAACAUGUGCCUAUUGUCAGAGUAAAUCUCGAAGAUUUACGUCCAACAACAAGUAUGACUUGGCAAAAAUCAUUUGAAAUUCGUCUUAAACAAUCAAAAUUACCCUCACAAGGCACAUCUGAACAACCUUCAUUAAAAUACUCGUGA
Messenger RNA from Rotaria sp. Silwood1, 735 nucleotides. The record is from the annotation of a GenBank genome assembly. Lineage: Eukaryota; Metazoa; Rotifera; Eurotatoria; Philodinida; Philodinidae.